Eimeria acervulina is the source of this 519-nucleotide messenger RNA. RefSeq names its product 20 kDa cyclophilin precursor, putative. Gene Ontology annotation, molecular function: peptidyl-prolyl cis-trans isomerase activity. NCBI's taxonomy places the organism in Eukaryota, Apicomplexa, Conoidasida, Eucoccidiorida, Eimeriidae. The transcript has a single exon. Bases 1 to 519 code for a protein of 172 amino acids. The record is from RefSeq and is a predicted model, not a curated record. Gene Ontology annotation, biological process: protein peptidyl-prolyl isomerization; protein folding.
AUGCCGAACCCAAAAGUUUUCUUUGAUGUAUCAAUCGGUGGUGGUGCAGCAAGAAGAAUAGUGAUGGAGUUAUUUGCAGAUAUAACUCCAAAGACAGCUGAGAAUUUCAGGUGUCUAUGCACAGGAGAGAAGGGUAUAGGGCGAAGCGGAAAGCCUCUUCAUUAUAAAGGAUCAUCAUUUCAUCGUAUAAUACCUCAAUUUAUGUUACAAGGCGGUGACUUCACAAGAGGUAACGGUACAGGAGGCGAGAGUAUAUACGGCGAGAAGUUUGCCGAUGAGAACUUUAAACUUAAGCAUGAUAAGCCUUUUCUUCUUUCUAUGGCCAACGCCGGGCCUAAUACAAACGGCUCUCAAUUCUUUAUUACUACUGUUGUUUGCGACUGGCUAGACGGCAAGCACUGCGUCUUCGGAUGCGUCUCUGAAGGACAAGACGUCGUUAAAGCAAUUGAACAGGUUGGGACUGCUUCUGGGAAGCCGAAGCAGCAAGUUGUUAUCGUCGACUGCGGACAGCUGUCUUAA